Messenger RNA from Arvicanthis niloticus (Nile rat), 1449 nucleotides. It is a transcript of the gene Mpv17l, whose product is annotated as MPV17 mitochondrial inner membrane protein like. The record is from RefSeq and is a predicted model, not a curated record. Lineage: Eukaryota; Metazoa; Chordata; Mammalia; Rodentia; Muridae. Gene Ontology annotation, biological process: mitochondrial ribosome assembly. Gene Ontology annotation, cellular component: mitochondrion; cytoplasm; membrane.
CGCGGCGGCUAUGGCGAGCUGGUGGCGCGCGUUUCCACGAGCGGCGCGUCGCUAUCCGUGGGCCACUAACGUGCUGCUCUACGCCGGGCUCUUCUCCGCCGGUGAUGCGCUGCAGCAGCGACUGCGGGGCGGCCCAGCCGACUGGCGCCAGACGCGGCGCGUGGCCACUCUGGCCCUGACCUUCCACGGAAACUUCAACUACAUGUGGCUGCGCCUGCUGGAGCGCGCGCUGCCAGGUCGCGCGCCGCGCACGGUCCUGGCAAAGGUGCUUUGCGAUCAGACUGUCGGAGGGCCGAUAGCCCUCUCUGCCUUCUAUGUCGGUAUGAGCAUUCUCCAGGAACAGGAUGACAUAUUUUUGGACCUGAAACAGAAAUUCUGGAAUACAUAUAAGAGUGGUCUGAUGUACUGGCCUUUUGUGCAGCUGACUAACUUCAGCCUUGUCCCUGUGCACUGGAGGACAGCAUAUACGGGACUCUGUGGUUUCCUCUGGGCCACCUUCCUGUGCUUUUCACAGCAGAGUGGCGAUGGUACAGUAGAGUCCAUAUUCAUCUUCCUUCGCAGGAAGGAGGCGGGUGACAAGUCCCCAGAGAAGUGAGGAGUGCGACUCCCUUCCGAGGACUCAGUUCUGUUUCUCCAUCACUCCCAAUCACCUGCAGCAGGCCUGCUUUACUGACCAAUUGUGGGUUCUGUCAUGAAGACAUACCAUAGGCCCACUUGGUUUGAAAUUAUCAAUAAUUAUUUUAAUUUUUAUCCAAACCUUUCCCAGUCAUUCUAGUCUGAAAGUCUUAUUCGCUGGUAUUUUCAUGUCUUUAAUGCUUUGGUUAAAAACUACAACAAUGACCUGUGACAUUUUAGAAUUAUUAAUAUUUUUAUUCUAAUAUUAUAUGGCUAGUUGAAUUUAAAAAAAAAAAAACUCCAGUUUUGAUUGUAUUUCUAGCCUAAACUCUCAGGCUAUUUCCCACACACUGUGGGAUUUGAUUGCCUUUUGUUCUUAUAGUAAAUUUCUAUGCAUAUAAAAUUCAGUCAAGAAGUUUGAAUAAUCAGUCCCCACCCCAGAUAAUUUAUAAUAAUGUGUUAUUAUGCUGACACUAAAACUCUGUAAGUAGAUGAUUUUAAUCUUCUAAAAAGAAUAGCAUUGGGUAUAUUCUGUAUAAAACAUUUUAUUGAUACUGUCUACUUGUUUUUUAAAAGAAGAAUCUCUCCUUGUGUGGCUCAGGCUGCCCUGGAACUCACUAGAUACCCAGCGAGGCCUCAGCUCUCUAAGUGCUGAGAUUACAGGCAUGAACCAACAUGUCUCUCUCUUCUGUUUUUAUAUUAUACCAUUCAAGUUCAGAUUUUUUUUAAAUUGAUGUCUUCUAGCUUUGAGAAGAUACAGUUGAUCAAAUGCCCUAAUUCCUACGUAUAUGAAAUAAAAUAUUUGGUUUCUAAAUGAAUUAUAGCAAAUGAAAA